AUGCCGAGCCUGCGAUGCGUGUACAACAACCAGCCAACAGCUCGAAUUCCCGAGAGUUAUCUGGAUCCCGGGAUGCAGCAGCAGCACGACUCGUUGGUUCUGAGCAGUCACGCGCAUAUGGUACCUCAUGAGCAGUCCAUCUUUGGCCAGCAGCCCUUUGAUGAGGUGCAGGAGAUGGAUCUUUUUAAUAUGGAUGUUGCGCCCAUGACUGAUGUGUCGCUGGGGUUUGUUGAUAUGGAUUUCUUUGGGAUGAGUGAUUCGCACUCGAAAUCAGCUUCUAUUGAUUCAACGAAUUCGCUUCUUCAAGGUCUGUCGAGAUCACCAUCGUGGACAACUUCCAGUCUUCCUUCAACAAUGGCUAGCAGUAUCACAAACUCACUACAGAACAUGCCUCUGACUCAAACCAAGAGCUCUGGAAGGUCCUCAGCAUCCCAAACCAGAGAAACCGAAUAUUCCUCUAUUGAAGACCAUGAGAGCCAUUGGUAUGAGCCAUUCUCCAAAUGCGAGAAGUUCAAAUUUCUCGUGGACAGCCUUUCUGGAGAUGAUAUCCAUCUUUCAUCUGAGCAAGAAGCCCUUCGGCCAUUAUUUGAGUCGUACAACAGGCUCUUUCGCGAUGUUCGAAGAACCCACGAAAGCAAACUCGCCACUGAGAACUCUGUCUCAACUCAAAAUGGUGCGCGUAGCAUGCUCCCAGCAAGAAGGACAUGCGACUCACUUGUUGAUGCAUAUAUCAAGACUUUUGAGUCUGUGCUACGCAUCAUUCACGUCCCGUCAUUCCUGAGAGAUUAUGAACACUUCUGGGAAGAUUCUGCUUCAUCAAUCUCAAGCACUGAUGAGACAUUCCCCUGCAAGCUACUUCUAGUGGCAGCACUUGGAUCCAUCACUUUCACCCCAACAGACUCACAGCAGGAUCAGGCCACUUCAUGCCGAGAGCAUUCAAACAACUGGAUCUCCUACGUCAAAGACUGGCUCGCCCGCAAGAGCAUGAAGGGCAUGCGAGGAGAUCUAAGUAUGGCACAGAUCGCCUGUCUUUUAGCCCUGACACGUCACACGCACCACCAGGAUUCGGCCCCCAUGGGCGUAGCAUGGCUUUCCGAAGGACACGGUCUAACUCACAUGGCCGUUCAAAUGGGUUUACAUCGGGAACCAAGAGUCCGGUCGCCGAAUAUAUCCGCGAAGGAAGCCGAGAUACGGAGACGGCUUUGGGCUACAAUGUUAGAGUUGUCGUUGCAGGUUUCUGUCGACCAGAGUCUCCCGGCUCCCAUCGCGCCGGAGAGCUAUGACUGUGAGGUACCGAGUAGUAUUGCGGAUGAUGAUCUGGUGCUGGGGGUCGAAUCACAGAGUAUGAUCCAGUCAUCAGUUCUCAUGCUCCUUGCGCAAACUCAAAGGCUGCGUCUUCGGAUUCUCCAACUUGUGAAUGCACCUGGAUCUUCAAAGACGUAUCAGGAAUGCCACGCUCUUGCAUCCGAGCUCAAUGCGGCAUGUUCCGUCGGUGAAUCCAAGCUAGAUUCACAACUCAGCGACUUCCAGAAUAGCCUCUUGACUAGAUUUACUAAACCGUUUGUGUUAGCACUGCAUGAUGCUUUUGCCGAAGAAGCAUAUUCGAAGCCCGAAUACUACUAUUCACGAAGAAUGCGAAUGGAGAUCUCAGCACAGCUACUAUCAUCUACAGCAAACCAAGGCUCGUACUCAGCACUAUUUAUCAACGGGUCAGGGCAGUUUUCCGUUACGCAGAGACAGGCCACAAUGUCCCUAUGUCUCGAUCUAAUCCGGGAUUUUGAAGAAGAAUCAUUUCCCAACCUGGACAGUGGUUCCCGCGCAAAACUCCGAGAUAUUCUAUCUAACACAAUUACAACGUUCAAAAGACGUGUCGAAGCAUCAAGGGGAUCGGAUACAACAGAAGAGUUUAUCUUAUUCUCAUGUGCAUUAUCAUACAUUGAGAGCCUACAGCGAAAGGAGGACGGUAAAAAGGUGGCCAGGAGGAUUAACGAAACUGCAAAGAAUGUGCUCGGAGUCUGCUGUGAUACAAUGGAGAAGCAGAGGCGGAGGGAGUCACUCGCAGAGACAGAUAUUUGGAUGGGCCGAUAG
This is a messenger RNA of Fusarium oxysporum Fo47, 2088 nucleotides long. Its product is annotated as fungal specific transcription factor domain-containing protein. Lineage: Eukaryota; Fungi; Ascomycota; Sordariomycetes; Hypocreales; Nectriaceae. The transcript has a single exon. Gene Ontology annotation, cellular component: nucleus. Gene Ontology annotation, molecular function: DNA-binding transcription activator activity, RNA polymerase II-specific; zinc ion binding; RNA polymerase II cis-regulatory region sequence-specific DNA binding. The record is from RefSeq and is a predicted model, not a curated record. Bases 1 to 2088 code for a protein of 695 amino acids. Gene Ontology annotation, biological process: regulation of transcription by RNA polymerase II; DNA-templated transcription.